Messenger RNA from Telopea speciosissima, 450 nucleotides. RefSeq names its product NAC domain-containing protein 90-like. The transcript is spliced from 4 exons. The record is from RefSeq and is a predicted model, not a curated record. The coding region runs from base 1 to 450 and encodes 149 amino acids. Gene Ontology annotation, biological process: regulation of DNA-templated transcription. Lineage: Eukaryota; Viridiplantae; Streptophyta; Magnoliopsida; Proteales; Proteaceae. Gene Ontology annotation, molecular function: DNA binding.
AUGGAGAAUCCUACAAUGAAGGUUCCUCGACAGUCCUUUCAUCGACGUUGCUCACAAGAUUUUUCAGGGGAGCUGUGUCAUAGAGACCCUGAACAAUGGUUCUUCUUCACGCCAAGACAAGCGAGGGAAGCCCGUGGCGGUGGAAGACCCAACCGAACCACCACUUCCGGAUACUGGAAAGCGACAGGCUCUCCUGGCUACGCCUAUUCCUCAGGGAAUCGAGUUAUCGGAAUGAAGAAAACCAUAGUGUCCUACAAAGGAAAAGCUCCUAGUGGAAGAUUGAGAGCUCUUUUAAGGCAGGAAUAUAGUUUGUGUUGUGUGUAUGUAGGAUCGGGGAGCUUGCGAGCAUUUGAUCGAAGGCCCUCAAGAGCCACAACAAGCGAGUUGACAAUGCACCUACACCAAGCAGUUGCUUCUGGCGGUGGUGGUGGUGGUGGCGGUGGAAGAUGA